Suncus etruscus (white-toothed pygmy shrew) is the source of this 1762-nucleotide messenger RNA. RefSeq names its product DnaJ heat shock protein family (Hsp40) member C1 (gene DNAJC1). The coding region runs from base 24 to 1643 and encodes 539 amino acids. The record is from RefSeq and is a predicted model, not a curated record. The transcript has 12 exons. NCBI's taxonomy places the organism in Eukaryota, Metazoa, Chordata, Mammalia, Eulipotyphla, Soricidae. Gene Ontology annotation, cellular component: endomembrane system.
GAAACGGGGGCCGACCUUUGGCGAUGACGGCUCCCUCGUCCCCGGCCGCCCCGCGGCAGCCUCCGCCGCCGCUCCGCCUGCUGAGGUGGCGGCCGCUGCUGCCCCCGCUGCUGCUGCUGCUGCUGCUGCUGCUGCUGGCGGCGGGCGCGGGGCCGGCGCGCGCCUGGGAGAGCGGAGACCUGGAGUUGUUCGACUUGGUGGAGGAGGUGCAGCUCAACUUCUAUCAGUUCCUCGGGGUGCAGCAGGAUGCUUCAUCCUCAGACAUUAGAAAAGCAUAUCGUAAGCUUUCACUAACUUUGCAUCCAGACAAGAAUAAGGAUGAAAAUGCAGAAACUCAGUUUAGACAACUGGUGGCCAUUUAUGAAGUUUUAAAGGAUGAUGAGCGAAGGCAGAGGUAUGAUGAGAUUCUGAUCAAUGGACUUCCCGAUUGGAGACAGCCUGUAUUCUACUACAGGCGGGUGAGAAAAAUGAGCAAUGCUGAGCUGGCAUUACUUUUGUUCAUUAUUCUCACAGUGGGUCAUUAUGCUGUGGUUUGGUCAAUCUACCUGGAGAAACAACUGGAUGAACUUCUUAGUAGAAAAAAGAGAGAAAAGAAAAAAAAGGCAGGAGGCAAGAAUGUAGAUCUUUCAAAACUUGGUGCUUCAGAAAAAAAUGAAAGGUUGUUGAUGAAACCACAAUGGCAUGAUUUGCUUCCAUGCAAGCUGGGAAUUUGGUUUUGCCUUACACUAAAAGCAUUGCCUCAUCUAAUCCAGGAUGCGGGACAGUUUUAUGCUAAAUAUAAAGAAACAAGACUGAAGGAAAAGGAAGAUGCACAGACCAGAGCUGAACUUGAAAUACUUCAAAAACAGAAGAAAGUUAAAGUUAAAAAACAGAAACCUGAAUUUCCAGUAUACACACCUUUAGAAAGUACAUACAUUCAGUCUUAUGAUCAUGGAACUUCUAUAGAAGAAAUUGAGGAGCAAAUGGAUGAUUGGUUGGAAAACAGGAACAGAACACAAAAAAAACAGGCACCUGAAUGGACAGAAGAGGACCUCAGCCAGCUGACUAGAAGUAUGGUUAAGUUCCCAGGAGGGACUCCAGGUCGAUGGGAAAAGAUUGCCCAUGAAUUGGGUCGAUCGGUGACAGAUGUGACGGCUAAGGCCAAGCAGCUGAAGGACCUGGUUACCUGUCCCCCAGGUUUGGUCCGGCUCUCGGAGCUCACGGCCUCGCCCCAGAACCCCAGGCCUGACGACUGCAUCACCUGGCGGGAAGGCGGGGAGCCGGCGCCCGAAGAGCAGGAGGCCGAGGCCGAGGCCGAGCCCGGGGUCCCCGACGGCAGGCCUCGGAGGAGGAAGCCCGGGGCCGCCAAGGGGGAGCCCGAUGAGAGGCCCCGGGGGAAGAGGCAGAAGGACUUUGACGUGUUGGAAGCCAACGGGUGGAGCGAUGAGGAGGUCCCGAAAAAGGAGCGGGGUGCGGCGGAGGAGCCUUGGACGCAGAGCCAGCAGAAGCUUCUGGAAGCCGCCCUGCAGCAGUACCCCAAGGGGUGCUCUGAUCGCUGGGACAGAAUCGCCAAGUGCGUCCCGUCCAAGAGCAAGGAAGACUGUAUUGCUCGCUACAAGCUGCUGGUUGAACUGGUACAAAAGAAAAAACAAGCGAAAAGCUGAACAAUCUGGAAGGUGUUCGUUUUCCAAGAGAAUUUUUUAAAAAUCUUAUGCAGAAACUUGCAUUCUGUACCUCAGUAUUUCUCUACGUCACGUGCCUUAGUAAAAUAAUAAUUAAAAAA